UCGUUCAGAACAACGAGUGAUUUCUGUCACGUGCCUUAUCUCAGGGUCGGUGAUUCCGGAGCGCACAGACCAUCUUGCGGGUGGCUCCCAAAAUUUUCUGAGUGGGAGACCAUCAUUGGGGUUCCCCGAGGUUCGGAUCUUGCGACUUCAAGCCCGCCUUCGUCAAUUCCCCAUCGCAACCGCGCCCGGUUUCCCGCUGUCCACAACCAUACACUCGCCAUCAUGUCAUCGCUCUGGAACGCCUUCACCGGCGGCAACAAGCCCACUCCCCAGCAGCAACAGCAGCAGCAUACCUCAACCCAAGAGCCCACACACCACCUCUCUUUCGAUCCCUCGCAGGGCCAAGGCGUCGAGUCAUUUUUGCAGAGCUCUGCCUUCGCCGACCCCUCACAACUACACCCCCUGGCUGGCCUGAACCGCGAUACUCUUGAAUACAUCUCUCUCGAAGAUUCGGCCCUGUCCGACCUGCCCGGCGGCCAAUCCGUCCUGCCCUCGCGCGGCUUCACAGACGACCUGUGCUACGGCACCGGUAUCACUUACUUGGCUGGACUGUCGAUAGGAGGCGCUUGGGGUCUACAGGAGGGUUUGCGACGAUCCUAUGGCCAACCUCCUAAGCUGCGACUGAACUCGGUCCUCAACGCCGUCACUAGGCGGGGUCCCUUCCUGGGCAACUCGCUGGGUGUCGUCGCCAUUAUUUACAACUGCCUCAACUCCCUCGUUGGCUCCCUGCGCGGCAAGCACGAUUCUGUCAACACCAUUGUCGCUGGUGGCCUCAGCGGUAUGGUCUUCAAGAGCACCCGCGGCCUUCGCCCCAUGAUGAUUUCUGGUGGUAUUGUCGCCUCUGUGGCUGGUGUCUGGGCUGUUACUCGACGAUCCUUCUUCCCAGUCCCGGAGAUCGCGCCGGUUUCUGAGGAGCUGCACUUGUAAUAAAAAUGAUGAUACGAUAUCAGCCGCUGGUAAGAUGCCGGUUUGAGCGUUGUUAAUUGCGGAUACGUGGAUGAAAGGAGCCAUUCAAUGACGACAGGGGAUGGGACACCAUUUCCCUUGUAUAUGCUGAGACUACAGCGUUGGGCGGAGUUUGGUAGCAUGGUUAACGGACGAUCUCUCCUCCCAUGGGCACUGUAUAUUACAUCGGGUUUGGUCAGCGAGCAUUAGACCACGCAGACAGAUGGGGCGGGCGUCUGGUCUGUAAUGACAACACUUUUGAAUUCAACCGUCAAGUGCGGCGUCGUUGAUUAAUCUCUGGAGCGACGCCAAGCCAAGGAGGCGCACUAUCUGAGGUAC
Ilyonectria robusta is the source of this 1284-nucleotide messenger RNA. RefSeq names its product mitochondrial import inner membrane translocase subunit tim23. The transcript has 2 exons. Lineage: Eukaryota; Fungi; Ascomycota; Sordariomycetes; Hypocreales; Nectriaceae. Gene Ontology annotation, biological process: protein import into mitochondrial matrix. The record is from RefSeq and is a predicted model, not a curated record. Bases 223 to 927 code for a protein of 234 amino acids. Gene Ontology annotation, cellular component: mitochondrial inner membrane; TIM23 mitochondrial import inner membrane translocase complex. Gene Ontology annotation, molecular function: transmembrane protein transporter activity.